Messenger RNA from Lycium ferocissimum, 878 nucleotides. RefSeq names its product acyl carrier protein 1, mitochondrial. Gene Ontology annotation, molecular function: acyl binding; acyl carrier activity. Bases 86 to 454 code for a protein of 122 amino acids. Gene Ontology annotation, cellular component: mitochondrion. Gene Ontology annotation, biological process: fatty acid biosynthetic process. The transcript is spliced from 2 exons. The record is from RefSeq and is a predicted model, not a curated record. NCBI's taxonomy places the organism in Eukaryota, Viridiplantae, Streptophyta, Magnoliopsida, Solanales, Solanaceae.
UAGCCUAAUUCAACACUUCUUUCAGUCGCAACAAAGCUAAACAGAAGAGGUAUACCAACAAUUAAAAACGAGAACAACAACAAAAAUGGCGUCGGCGUUGAGAUCUGCUAUACUCCGACACAUCCGUGUUCCUGCAGCCCAAUCCCUAUCUUCAAAUGGAUCUAGGCUAACAGCUAUCAGAUUGAUGUCGUCACACGAUGACCAUAUCACCAAAGAUGAAGUCAUCAACAGAGUCCUUGAUGUCAUCAAAUGCUACCCUAAAAUCGACCCUUCCAAGGUGACCCCUGAAGUGCACUUUGAGAAGGAUUUGGGCUUGGACAGCUUAGAUACAGUAGAGAUUGUAAUGGCUCUGGAGGAAGAGUUCAAGCUGGAGAUUCCAGACAAGGAAGCUGUCAGAAUAGAGUCCUGCGAACAGGCAAUUGAGUAUAUUUAUAAUCACCCAAUGUCGAGUUAAACUCAAUGCACCUUUGUUGGUUUGAAUUUGUCCAUCAUAAUCAAAGGUACACUUGGCCCUUGUCAUUUGACUAGUUCAAGGUUGUAGGAUUCUGAUCCUCUUUGAGAGGCAAUAAUCAGACCCUUUUAAAGACAAGUCGCGCGAGCUUUUCCCAUUGAGGAUUAUAUCAUCCUUUUGUUGCCUUUCUCGAGAAAACGAUUAAGUAUUUAUUUUGUUGAUGUCUUUCCCGUUAUAAUAUUCACAUGCCACAAAAUUUCAAGAUUGCUUCAGUUGUUGCACUGAUUUGAAGAAUCUAUCUAGCCAGGUUAACUGUAAAGGUGAUGCUGGAUGUUGGAACUAUGAAAUUUCUCCGGCUUAUUAUGAGUGUAAGUUAUCAUUUGCAAUAAUACUUCGAGAAUUGGAGUGGAUUAGACCUCCGUCACUA